GUGUGCGAGACCUUCGGGAAGUCAUGGUAGGAAGUUCCAGGUAGUCAGGUCAGGCAGUAGGUGGCCAGGUUGAGGUGGUGGUCAACAGUAGCAGAGAGACGUCCCAGAAGCAAGCAUCAUGGGUCAGUCUUGCGUGCUGCUGCUGCUGCUGGUAACGUGGGCGGCCACCACCCACGCUCACCCACUACCCCGGCCACACCGCGCCCACACCAAGGUGUUGCAGAACAGUGGUGAGGCUGGCGGAAGGUCGUCUUGGUCUUUGAGGGAGACGGUGUUCAGGUUGGACCAGAUGUUGCAACGACCCAACGACUACAACACUCUUAUGCUCGAGUCUGGUGAAGAAGACGACCAGCUCUCAAGGUUGCUGUAUGAAGUGCAGGAAAACUCAACAGAUGGCAGCACCUCCCUCUCUCCGAAUCGUUUACGCAGAAUGGCUAAGAAACUCAAAGACGAAAGCGAGCAGGAAGAAGCAAGCAAGGAGCAAGAAGCAAGCAAGAAGCAAGAAGCAAGCAAGGAGCAAGAAGCAAGCAAGGAGAAAGGAGAAACCAAGGAUAAAAGAGUAAGCACAGAGAAGGGAGUAAGUAAAGAGGAAGAAGCAAACAGUGAAGAAGGACUGCAGAGGCGGGAAGCUCAAGAAGCAACUGGUCGACAGAGGAGGAUGGCCAUGAGGAGCCGUGAGAAGGGAGAACGUAGCAAGGAGAGGAGGUGCAAGCCGAAGAGGGAAAGGCGACGGAGGCCAAGCCAGGAGAGAGGAAGAGGGAGGAACAAGAGCAGGGAAAGGCGACCGAGGCCAAGCCAGGAGAGGUGUGAUGAAACCACUACUACUACAACCACAACCACCACUACUACCCCGACCACAACAACCACCCAACAACAAGGCCGGUGAGAUGGGUCAACAGCUGACCAGGUCACACAGAAAAAAAAGUGACCAAGAAGAGAUAUAUUUUAAAAUUAAAAACUAUCGUAUUUUUUCUAACGAGAAUUGCGGUCCCACCUCUGCAGAAAACAAUACAGAAAGUGACCCCCGUAAUACCUUAAAAAUAAUAGUAAUUUAAGCGACGUGGGAGGCAAAAAAAAAAAAAAAAAAGAUAAAAAAACGUGAUAUCUUAAAAUAACAAUGACCCAUGAAGAAAGAAAUUAAAUUUCAAAUGUUUAUAUGAUCUCACAGUCACAUUGCUAAGGAACUGCUCCUCAGGAAUGUGACAGAGAUCAUGAAAGUGAUUGUAGAUUUUUGAUACCUUUCAUGGUUAUAAAAUUAAAAUAUAAGACCAGCCUGAUUCAGAGACACAAACAUUAUAUAGAGGAAUUUAUUGUGUGAGUAGUAUUGGGAAUUUGCAAGUGCAGGUCCGGCACAGUAAGCAGGUCCACCACAGUAAGCAGGUCCACCACAGUAAGCAGGUCCACCACAGUAAGCAGGUCCACCACAGUAAGCAGGUCCACCACAGUAAGCAGGUCCUCCGGGUCAGUCCUUCAACACCUCUCACACGACAGUUUUACUCUAAUGAUACAGUAAUAUUUUUAGCCCACUGUUGCAGAUCAGUCGUAAUCAAGAUGUGAAGACGGAACAUAGCUAUGACCUGAAGCUAAGAAUAAUAAUCAUGAUUUUCCUAGUUAACAGAUUUUUUUAAUCUGUAGUACUAACAUUAUUUUUGUUUAGUCCAUUUUUAACUAGAGAACAACAAUUUAGUAGUGUAGCAGCAUUAUAUACUUCCGUGAAAAUACAAUCAGCACAUCGAUAUCUCUAUUGCAAAAAUUAUUGCUUAGUUUACAUGAAAUAAAGCAUAGUGUUA
Molecule: messenger RNA, 1790 nt
Organism: Cherax quadricarinatus
Lineage: Eukaryota; Metazoa; Arthropoda; Malacostraca; Decapoda; Parastacidae
Product: splicing regulatory glutamine/lysine-rich protein 1
Source: RefSeq, a predicted model, not a curated record